This is a messenger RNA of Gymnodraco acuticeps, 2110 nucleotides long. It is a transcript of the gene srfbp1, whose product is annotated as serum response factor binding protein 1. The record is from RefSeq and is a predicted model, not a curated record. Gene Ontology annotation, biological process: maturation of SSU-rRNA. Lineage: Eukaryota; Metazoa; Chordata; Actinopteri; Perciformes; Bathydraconidae. The transcript has 3 exons. The coding region runs from base 130 to 1881 and encodes 583 amino acids. Gene Ontology annotation, cellular component: 90S preribosome; nucleus.
CACGCGCCAUUAAACAAACAGAAGAAGAAGAAGAAUGACGUCACAGGAGAGGUGAAAAACAUGGCUGCCCUCGACGAGUCGAGACGUUUUUCUUAAUUUGAAGUGUUUAAUAUCCACUUCUGAACGAUCAUGCUUACCAUGGACAAAGUAGAGAACAUUGUGCCAUCUGCUGAGGAGGAGAUGGAGGAAGAAGGAGACAAGGAGGAAGAAAAGGUAGAUCAGGAAGAAGGUAAACAAGAAGAUCAUGGACUACAGGAAAGUGGAGUUGAAAAGGAAACGAAAGAAGAAGCAGUGCCGCCGGCUGCAGCUCAAACCAAAACGGCUAAAAAGAAGAAAAAGAAUCCCUUUCCUGUGAAAACCAAAGAGAAAAGGCCGGACGAAGGCCUGAACCUCAACAACGAGGUGGUGAGGAUGAGGAAGGAGGUGAAGAGGGUGAGAGCGCUGAUCUUCAGGAAGAUGACGCGACAGGUUGCCGCCCUGAAGAAGAUGAAAGGGACGGAGAUGGAGAUCGAGAAAAACCAGAGGAGAGCUGCCAGACUGCUGGAGGAGGUCCACGCCAUGAAGGGCCUCUCCCCUGACGUGGUGACCAAAACAGCUCUUCAGAAGAAUCUGAACUUUGAAUAUGUGUGUAAAAACCCAAAGUCUGAUAUAUCUGAUCGGGCCACGGCGCGCAUCGCUACUCAUCCUCAGUUCAAGAAGAAGAUCGAGACCAUCAAAGCAGCUGUGAAAGCCUUCAAAGAAGAGCGGAUGAAGGGAGGAAAGCAGGGAAUUAAAGAAAAGCCGCAAAAUAAACCUGUCAAGGUGACGCCUCAGACACCGGAGAAAAAGGUAGAGCGCAAGAGUGAGAAAGUAGAGGAGGAUGUUGAAGUGGAGCGACAGGAAAUCAUAGAGGAUAAGAAAGUCGAGGAUAUCGUUAAAAACACUGAAAAGGUAGCUGUUGUCGAGCCUGAGAAGGGAAGCGUGAAAGCAACUCCUUCAGCUGAUGUGGAAAUAAAGGAAAUGCCCGAGUCUAAGAUCGAAAAGGGAAGCGUGAAAGCAGCUGAUGUGGAAAUCAAAGAAAUGCCCGAGUCUAAGAUUGAAAAACCAGCCGCAAUAAAAGUAAGUGAAGAAAAGGACAAUGUGAAAAACACACCUAAAAGUAACGUUGGAGAGAAGAAACCGGAGACAAAGCCGGCACCUGAUUCGCUCCAGGAAACAAAGAAGGAGGUGGAGAGCGAUUUAGAGAUUUCGGACGACGAGGAGAAAGAGUACUUUGACGACAGCACGGAGGAACGGUUCCACAAACAGUCCUCUCACUCGGAGGAAAGCGACGACGACGACGGCGGCUUCUUCGUCGGGAAAGUGAGCAAAUGCAAGAGGAAGAGAAAGCAGAAGAGUGGAGAUGGGGAGAAGUCACAUAAGCAAAGUGAGGUGAAGAGUUCAGACCCAGUUCAAAAUGAGCUGGAUGAGCUCGAGACCAGGCUGAAGUCGAAAAAGAACUCGUUUCAGUCCGUUUUCUGUCCUUCCCUUUCUUCGUCUGGAGGAGGGAGAGGGAGAGGGAGAGGGGGGGAUAGAUUUAUGAGUCGAGGGAAUCCAAGAGGUGAUGGAGGUCCAAAUAGAGCUUUCAGGCGAGAGUCCAAGUUCCAAAAUCAAGAGGAAGACGGAGGAGGAGAAAGAAAUUCAGGCUCCAAAUACAGUAAGCCGUCAGAGGGGGGAUUCAGAGGGAGAGGGAGAGGGAGAGGAGACUUUACGAGGCAAAGUGACCGGAGAGGGAGAGGUGGAUUUUCCCAGCAGCCACCAGAAGAGGCUUUGCAUCCAUCUUGGGAGGCGAGUAGGAGAAGGAAGGAGCAACAAGGACAGAUCCUGGCCUUCCAGGGCAAGAAGAUCAAGUUUGACGAUUAGUUGGUGGAACAUUUUGUUUAUUAACGCUGAAUACUUUUUGGUUUAGCGUCUGUCGUGCGUUAUUCGGGAUAUCUGGUUCAGUGACAAAUGUGUUGUGCCAUGAAUGUAAUUAUUUCUUAAACGGUAAUAGAAUUUGCGCUGAACGUGAUUGAUAUAAUAAAACAUAACGUCAACAGUUGAAAUAAAAUGUCCUGACUGACAUUGCUAUAAAAUGUUACUCAUAUAUUUA